AUGGCUGAAUCUGACUGGGACUCGGUCACAUAUCUUCGCAAGAAAACACCAAGGGCAGCUGAACUCCGAUCAAAACAGGUAUAAUAAAUAGAUGAAGUAACUGGUUUUUUAGCUUUUGUACUGUGAUGAUAUACAAAGCUUUAAUACAAUAAUCUGGAGUUGUGUUCAUUUGCACGGAGCAUUAUUUCGUUAUUUUUCUCUUGCAAUUAUUGUUUUUUCUUUUUACCUAAAAACUGAAUGUCUUGAGGGUUUUGAACAUAGUUAACUGGGACAAGACCUGACUAAUGAUAACUAUAACAAAAUUCUCUAAUUUGAUUGGCUAUCAGCAGCCAGCAAGAUCCUCCCUGUCAAUUCUGGAAUUCAAGAUCAUAUCUGGGAAUGUCAUUUCCCUUGAAUGAACAGGGUCAAAUAAUUUCCAUAGAAGAAGGGUCAGGUUUAGGGGCGUUAUCAAGGCUAAAAAUUUAUAAAUUUAUACUUUAUUAUUUUAUACUGCAACUUUAGAUUUAGAUGUAAAGGCUGGCAUUACUUAUUGGGCAUGAAUAACAACACGUUUGCUCUACAUGUUUGAGGCGAAUUUAUAUCAAAAAAGCUCCUGGUAGAUUCCCUAUUUACUUAAGAGAACGUGAAGUGGUGAAGGCACCAAGCAGAGUAGGUUUGAACCCUGGAAGUGACAUUGGGUUGAGUUUGUUGUUGGUUCUUGUCCUUUCUUUAAGAUUUUUUUAAUCUGUUAAUAAUCAGUUUAAUAAUUUUCCCCUGUCCUCAAAAUUUAACGUUUCCGAUUCCAGUUUAAUCAGGAAUGGUAAACAAAGAACCACUUAGCACUACCUCAAAAUUGUUAUUUGAUUUAUUUCUUAUUUUUAAGGCAGUUGCACAAGCACAAAGACAUGGUGGUGCUGUAGAAACAACACAAAAGUGUAAGUUUAUGCCCCCUGGUGGUUUGUAUGGUUGUAAUGGUAGCGACACUAGGUAAUGAAAAUAAAGAAAAUGAUUUCAUCAUUGUCCUGUUUUGCAAGUGAAUUCUCCAUGCUGUACACUAGCAGUGUAUACAGAAGAAAAGAGGAAAGAAAAUGUAAUGUGUAACAAUUUUGUUUUACUUUUAGAUGGUGCUGGUGCAAACAAGCAGCACUCUUCUAGCAAGGAUACUGCUAAACUUGAUCGGGAGACAGAAGAGUUACAUCGUAAGUAAAUUUAUCAUGAUGUCUGUGUGCACAGAAAACUAUUCCUGAUAAGAAUCAGUGAAGCUAAGCACGUUCAAGUUGUUUGAAUCAUCACACUCCAAAUUAAGUUUUAGGUGAUUGUUCAGUCAUGACAAAUGUUAUAACCUGUAAGCCAAAUCAAAUGCUAGUGAACUAUUAAGAACACAGCAUUUUAAUUUAUUCAUAGAAUUCCUUGCAAUAAGUAAAAUCUGUAAAUAAUAACCUUAUUGGUACUUAAUUUUGUGGGUCUUUAAUAACACAUUUUUCUGUGGGUUUUCUUGUGUGGCAUGUAUUUCAAUAUUAUUUUAUUAAAAGUUGUUAAACUGAACAAGAUUUUGAGGGAUAGUCUCUUGACACGUCUAGAACAAAAAAAAAUGGUCUCCUGACCUAAGGUGAAGCAAGUCCAUAUCUGAUAAAUUGUUUUGAAGCAAGUCUGAAGACCUCCAGUGAGGGGCAGAGCUUAGCACUUUAUUUCUACGGCAUUUCUUGUUCUUCUUGGUGGUUGAACUGUCUUGGUUAUUAUUAUAGUUUGCCAUGUUUGCAGUUUUACACAUGCAAUAUGUGGGCUGUGAUUAACCUAUAGUGAGAUGUUUGCUGGAAAAAUUUCACAUUUUCCAUCAUGAUGAUGGUAAAAUUCUAAUUUUCUGUAAUAGUAGAAUCCUACUCACUAAGUCCUGUAAAAUCAUUCACAUACAGUUUUGUAAAGUUAACGGACAAAAGUCAGUUUGAGCUAUUCAAAUUUUUAUCAGAUGAAAAAGUUUCUCUUGAUGUUGGAAAGCUCAUUCAGCAGAUGAGAAUGGAGAAGAAAUUAACACAGAAGGACUUAGCAACGGUAAGAUGACCAUUCAGCUACAGUGUUGUAGACAUGACAUCUUCUUAGCACCAAUUAUAUAAAUACCAGAAUGGUAAGUGUAGGAAGUGGCAUAAAUGGCAUAGAGUGCUGCAAAAUUAACUAAGUGUCAGGUUUUUGAUUUAUUGCCACCUUGAUCCUUUCUGGAUUCAGCAGUGCAACCCAAAGGUGCAGUUUUAAGGUGAUAUUCAGACCACAGCAUACUAGACCAGUCUGGCCCAGAUAUGGACUUCAACUUUAUUUGAACCUCUCAAAGUCAGUUUGGCCAUGUAAUGUUAGAUCUUUCUUUUUCAGUUUUAUUUGAAUGUUACAUUUCAUAUGCUAUUUUCAGUAUUUUCAGGGCUAAAAAUUGCGGCCUGUAUCAGGCACAUUUGCGAAUAAAGAUUUCACUUAUGUGACUAAAAUUUCUCCAUUGGUAGCGAUUUUGCGACCGUUUUAUAGCCUAGCUUAUAAAUAAAUUAUAUUUAACAGCCUUGUGUCUUACUUGUUACUGGCUGCUGUACUUUUAUCUGAAAAAUCCAGCGGAAAAAUUAAGGAAUUACUCACAAAUUGUGAUGCGGACUUUUUUUAAUUUCGAGCCCUGCUUUUUUAAACCACUGAAGAAGAAGGAUCCCCCUUGAAACGUCUUAUUUUCCUCCUUUUUCAGAGGAUAUUUUUAAAAACUUUGACAUUUGUACAAUUAAUUGCAUUGCACAGUUUUUUAUAAUUGUUUCAAAAUUUAUAAAUCUGUCUUUGCGAAGAUUUUUCAGACCCAUAUAAAACAGUUUACUGGUAGAUAAUGUUAGCGUAAACGUAUCCUUGGAGUUUUGAGCUUACAGGUGUUUCACCUUGUCUUCUAACCAUCACCAUUCUAUCUUUAUUUCUCAGAAAAUCAAUGAAAAGCCUCAGGUGAUAAUGGAUUAUGAGUCCGGAAAAGCAAUUCCGAACAAUCAAGUGAUGAGUAAAAUUGAGCGUGCACUUGGUGAGUGUAAGGAACAAUACAUUACCAUUUUGUCUGUGUUUUGUUAAUGGUAAAUUGACCCCAAUUUCAGCAUAGGCUUGGCACCCAUGUUAACCAUGCAUACCAAGCAUUCAUGGUAUUCUGAGUUAGUAUUUAACUAAAAGAGGUGGUGUUCAUUGGUGAUUUUUUCCUUUUUUAAAUGUUGCAGGUGUCAAGCUUCGUGGGAAGGACAAAGGGAAGCCGUUAGCGCCUGGUGGCAAGGGGAAGAAGUGA
This is a messenger RNA of Porites evermanni, 3259 nucleotides long. The record is from the annotation of a GenBank genome assembly. NCBI's taxonomy places the organism in Eukaryota, Metazoa, Cnidaria, Anthozoa, Scleractinia, Poritidae.